This is a messenger RNA of Elgaria multicarinata webbii, 15322 nucleotides long. It is a transcript of the gene HERC1, whose product is annotated as HECT and RLD domain containing E3 ubiquitin protein ligase family member 1. The transcript has 79 exons. Bases 128 to 14872 code for a protein of 4914 amino acids. Gene Ontology annotation, molecular function: protein binding; ubiquitin-protein transferase activity. The record is from RefSeq and is a predicted model, not a curated record. Lineage: Eukaryota; Metazoa; Chordata; Lepidosauria; Squamata; Anguidae.
CCGCCGCCGCCGCCGUCGCCGCCCCUCAGCCGCCGCCGCAGGAGGAGGAGGACGAGUCUUGCCUGGCCGGGCCCCGCCACCCUCGCCCGGACCGGACCUUGGACUGAUGGCAGAUGAAUAAGCAAACAUGGCCGCCAUGGUUCCACCGGUGAAGCUGAAAUGGCUUGAACAUCUAAACAGCUCUUGGAUCACAGAAGAUAGUGAAUCUAUUGCUACAAGGGAGGGAGUCUCAGUCUUGUACACUAAAUUAAUCAGUAAUAAAGAAGUAGUACCGUUGCCUCAACAGGUUCUCUGUCUUAAAGGGCCCCAGCUACCAGAUUUUGAACGAGAGUCCUUAUCGAGCGAUGAACAGGACCACUACUUGGAUGCCCUUCUUAGCAGCCAGCUGGCUCUGGCUAAGAUGGUUUGCUCAGACUCUCCAUUCGCUGGAGCACUUCGUAAACGUUUGCUUGUGUUACAACGGAUCUUUUAUGCACUUUCUAAUAAAUACCAUGAUAAAGGCAAGGUGAAACAGCAGCAGCAUUCUCCGGAAAGCAGUUCUGGCUCAACAGAUAUCCAUUCUGUCAGCGAGCGGCCCAGGUCGAGUACAGAUGCGCUUAUAGAAAUGGGGGUGCGAACGGGACUAAGCCUCUUGUUUGCAUUGCUGCGGCAAAGCUGGAUGGUUCCCGCUUCAGGAACUGGGCUUAGUCUUUGCAAUGAUGUCAUCCACACUGCGAUCGAGGUUGUGAGCUCUUUGCCACCUUUAUCUCUUGCCAACGAAAGUAAAAUCCCACCAAUGGGACUAGACUGCCUGUCUCAGGUGACAACAUUUCUUAAAGGAGUAACGAUUCCGAACUCUGGAGCAGAUACUCUCGGUCGAAGGCUAGCUUCUGAGCUGCUGCUUGGCUUGGCCGCUCAGCGCGGUUCGCUGCGGUACCUCCUGGAAUGGAUUGAGAUGGCGCUAAGCGCCUCGGCGGUAGUCAACACAAUGGAGAAAAGCAAAAUGCUGCAGACUCAAGAGGGGAUGAUCAGUUUCGAUUGUUUCAUGAAUAUAUUAAUGCAGAUGAGGCGAUCGUUGGGAUCAUCUGCUGAUCGGAGUCAAUGGAGGGAACCAACAAGAACAUCUGAUAGUUUGUGCUCUCUUUAUGAAGCAGCUUUGUGCCUCUUUGAGGAGGUUUGUCGCAUGGCCUCAGACUACUCUAGGACAUGUGCUAGUCCAGACAGCAUUCAGACGGGUGAUGCUCCCAUUGUUUCUGAGACCUGUGAAGUGUAUGUUUGGGGUAGCAACAGCAGCCAUCAACUUGUGGAAGGAACACAAGAGAAAAUCCUUCAGCCUAAGCUGGCACCAAGCUUUUCUGAUGCUCAGACAAUUGAAGCUGGCCAGUACUGUACCUUUGUGAUAUCUACGGAUGGCUCUGUUCGAGCUUGUGGCAAAGGCAGUUACGGCAGGCUAGGACUGGGUGAUUCCAAUAAUCAAUCCACUCUGAAAAAGCUGACAUUUGAGCCUCACAGAUCUAUCAAAAAGGUUUCAUCAUCUAAAGGUUCGGAUGGCCACACGCUGGCCUUCACAACAGAAGGAGAAGUCUUCAGCUGGGGUGAUGGUGACUAUGGAAAACUGGGCCAUGGAAAUAGCUCAACACAAAAAUACCCAAAACUUAUCCAGGGCCCUUUGCAAGGAAAGGUAGUGGUAUGUGUAUCAGCUGGAUACCGUCACAGUGCUGCUGUUACAGAAGAUGGUGAAUUAUAUACUUGGGGAGAAGGAGACUUUGGUAGACUAGGCCACGGUGACAGCAACAGCCGCAACAUUCCAACUUUAGUAAAAGAUAUUAGCAAUGUUGGAGAGGUUUCCUGCGGCAGCUCGCAUACCAUAGCUUUAUCCAAAGAUGGGCGAACUGUUUGGUCAUUUGGAGGAGGAGAUAAUGGCAAACUUGGUCAUGGUGACACUAACAGAGUAUAUAAACCUAAAGUUAUCGAAGCUCUACAGGGAAUGUUCAUACGGAAAGUUUGUGCUGGAAGCCAAUCGUCACUUGCUCUAACAUCAACAGGGCAGGUGUAUGCCUGGGGCUGUGGUGCGUGCCUAGGAUGUGGUUCCUCAGAAGCGACGGCUCUCAGGCCGAAGCUAAUCGAAGAGCUGGCUGCUACACGGAUAGUGGAUAUUUCCAUUGGGGACAGCCACUGCUUGGCACUUUCUCAUGAUAAUGAAGUUUAUGCUUGGGGUAACAAUUCCAUGGGACAAUGUGGCCAAGGGAACUCCACAGGUCCCAUUACUAAACCAAAGAAAGUGAGUGGUUUAGAUGGAGUAGCAAUUCAGCAGAUUUCAGCUGGAACAUCCCAUAGUCUUGCCUGGACAGCCCUUCCGAGAGACAGACAAGUUGUUGCCUGGCAUAGACCCUACUGUGUGGAUCUCGAAGAAAGCACCUUUUCCCAUCUCCGUUCUUUCCUUGAGCAGUAUUGUGACAAAAUUAAUAGUGAGAUUCCUCCUCUUCCUUUUCCUUCCUCAAGGGAGCAUCACAAUUUCCUGAAGUUGUGCCUGAAGCUGCUUUCUAACCACCUAGCCCUCGCAUUAGCUGGCGGAGUAGCUACAAGCAUUCUUGGAAGGCAGGCUGGUCCUCUUCGGAAUUUAUUAUUUCGAUUGAUGGACUCUUCUGUCCCAGAUGAAAUACAGGAAGUUGUGAUUGAGACACUCUCUGUUGGAGCAACAAUGCUCCUGCCUCCCUUGAGAGAGAGGAUGGAAUUGCUGCAUUCGCUUCUACCCCAGGGUCCUGACAGAUGGGAGAGCCUAUCAAAAGGGCAGAGAAUGCAGUUGGACAUUAUUCUGACAAGUUUGCAGGACCACACUCACGUGGCCUCCUUGCUUGGCUAUAGCUCACCAUCUGAUGCUACAGAUGUUUCUUCACUAUGUAUUGCCUAUGGAAAUAUUUCUGAUCCAACGUACGGUGCCCAAAGUAACCAUCCAGACACUCAUCUCGCUGAAAUUUUAAUGAAGACACUUCUGCGCAAUUUAGGAUUUUAUACUGAUCAAGCAUUUGGAGAGCUGGAAAAGAACAGUGACAAGUUUUUACUUGGGACAUCGUCAUCCGAAAACAGCCAGCCUGCUCACCUUCAUGAGCUGCUCUGCUCCCUGCAGAAACAACUUCUGGCAUAUUGUCACAUCAACAGUGUGAGUGAGAACUCAAGUAGCGUAGCGCUCCUGCACAAGCACCUUCAGCUUCUAUUGCCGCAUGCUUCCGAUAUCUAUUCCCGCUCUGCUACUCUGUUGAAGGAGAGUUCAUGGAAUGGCAGCGUUGGGGAAAAACUACGAGAUGUGAUUUACGUCUCUGCGGCAGGAAGCAUGCUUUGCCAAAUUGUUAAUUCUUUGCUAUUGCUGCCUGUAUCAGUAGCCCGACCUUUAUUGAGCUACCUGCUAGAUCUGUUGCCUCCUCUGGAUUGCCUUAAUAGACUGUUGCCAGCUGCUGUGCUUUUAGAAGACCAAGAGCUACAGUGGCCUCUUCAUGGUGGGACCGAACUGGUUGAUCCAGCUGGAGUGCCCUUGCCACAGCCUGCGCAGUCAUGGGUGUGGCUUGUAGACCUCGAAAGAACCGUGGCUCUGCUUAUCGGACGCUGUCUUGGUGGGAUGCUUCAAGGAUCUCCUGUAUCACCUGAGGAGCAAGAUACUGCUUACUGGUUGAAAACGCCACUGUUCAGUGAUGGAGUUGAAAUGGACAUUCCACAAUUAGAUAAAUCCAUGAGUUCCCUUCUGGAGGUUGCCCUCUCUGGAAAUGAAGAACAAAAACCGUUUGAUUACAAGCUGCACCCAGAAAUCUCAGUCUUUGUGGAUUUGGCCUUGGGCUGUGCCAAGGAGCCUGCCCGUAGCCUCUGGAUCAGCAUGCAGGACUAUGCUGUUAGCAAAGACUGGGACAGUGCCACCUUGAGUAGCGAGUCGCUUUUGGAUACCGUGUCUAGAUUUGUUCUUUCUGCCCUCCUAAAACAUACAAAUUUACUCAGUCAAGCAAGUGGUGAAAGCAGGUAUCAGCCUGGCAAAGCAUUAGUAGAAGUAUAUCGCUGUGUGUAUAAAGUUCGGAGUCGUUUGCUCGCUUGCAAGAACAUGGAACUUAUUCAGACUAGGUCAUCCUCAAGAGAUAGAUGGAUGUCAGAAAAUCCGGAAUCUUCAGACAUUGAUGCCCAAGAAAACUCCUUUACUCGGACCAUUGAUGAAGAAGCGGAGAUGGAAGAACAAGCAGAAAGAGAUAGAGAAGAGGGGCAUCCCGAACAAGAAGAUGAAGAGGAAGAAAGAGAGCAUGAAGUUAUGACAGCCGGCAAAAUAUUUCAAUGUUUUCUAUCAGCCCGUGAAGUAGCUCGCAGUCGAGAUCGGGAGCGAAUAAAUGGUGGGACGGGGGCUCGACUCGAUGACCAGCCCCCGCAGUCCCAGCAAGAACGCCGAGUCAGCAGAGACCUCCCGGAGGGACAAGACGUGUACACGGCUGCGUGCAACUCUGUGAUCCAUAGGUGUGCCUUGCUGAUCUUGGGAGUCAGCCCUGUUAUUGAGGAGCUGCAGAAACAAAGGGAGGAAGGACAGUUGCAGCAGCCGUCAAGUGGCACUCCGGAAGGGAUUGGACUCAUGACUAGAAGCGAAAGUCUUACUGCAGAGAGUCGCUCAGUCCACUCCACUUCAAGUUACAAACUGAUAAAAUCCAGGAGUGAAUCCGAUUUAUCUCAGCCUGAAUCAGAUGAAGAAGGCUACUCACUGAACGGAAGGCGAAAUGUGGAUUUGGACUUGGCAUCAUCCCAUAGGAAAAAGGGAGCCGUUCACAGCCCAAUCGAAGCGCUCAGUGAUUCAUGGACACGGCUGAAACACAGAGAUUGGCUGUAUAGCUCUUCUUGUUUAUUUGGGGAGUCUGAUUUUGAUUUUACAAAAUCUGUUGGCGUUCAUACUCUGAUUGAAAACGUGAUCAGUUUUGUGAGUGGGGAUGUGGGGAGCUGCCCAGGCUUUAAGGAGCCCGAAGAAAGUAUGUCAACGAGCCCCCAAGCCUAUAUCAUUGCUAUGGAGCAGCAGCAACAGAGAGCAGAGCUGCGUCUGGAGGCACUUCAUCAGAUCCUGGUGCUGCUUUCUGGGAUGGAAGAAAAAGGCAGCACGCCGUCCGUAGGAAGCCGCCAAGGGCUGGGCUUCCAGUCUUCUUCGCUUCUGACUUCUGUGAGGCUGCAGUUCCUAGCUGGGUGCUUUGGCUUGGGUACCGUAGGACAUGCAGGUUCCAAAGGAGAGAGCAUUCGUUUACAUCAUUACCAGGAUGGCAUCAGGGCAGCUAAAAGAAACAUUCAGACGGAAAUCCAAGUGGCCGUGCACAAGAUCUACCAGCAGUUAUCUGCGACUUUGGAAAGAGCCCUCCAAGCAAAUAAGCACCACAUAGAGGCACAACAGCGUCUCCUGUUGGUAACUGUGUUUGCCCUAAGUGUACACUAUCAGCCAGUCGAUGUGUCCUUGGCCAUUUCCACCGGGCUGUUAAAUGUUCUGUCCCAGUUAUGCGGAACAGACACCAUGCUCGGUCAGCCGCUGCAGCUGUUACCCAAAAGUGGCAUUUCCCAGCUCAGCACUGCUUUAAAAGUAGCCAGCACUAGAUUGCUUCAGAUCCUGGCCAUCACCACAGGAACGUACGCAGACAAGCUGAGUCCGAAAGUGGUCCAGUCUUUGCUGGACCUGCUGUGUAGUCAGCUGAAAAAUCUGUUAUCCCAAGCUGGUGUGAUGCUUAUGGCUUCUUUUGGGGAAAAAGAAGACGGUGAACAGGAACAAGAGGAUGAAAAGAAGGCAGAGGCAAACGGAGACACCGAGAAGAAAGACUUCAGAGUGGCCCUCCGGAAACAGCACGCUGCCGAGUUACAUCUAGGAGAUUUCUUGGUCUUUCUUCGAAGGGUUGUUUCUUCAAAAGCCAUUCAGUCAAAAAUGGCUUCUCCAAAGUGGACAGAAGUGCUCCUGAACAUAGCUUCUCAGAAGUGUUGCUCAGGUGUGCCUUUAGUUGGCAACUUGAGGACCAGGCUGCUUGCGCUACAUGUGCUGGAAGCUGUGUUGCCUGCUUGUGAAUUGGGUGUGGAGGACGACCAGAUGGCCCAGGUUAUUGAACGAUUAUUCUCCCUUCUGUCUGAUUGUAUGUGGGAGAGUCCAGUUGCACAAGCCAAGCAUGUGAUUCAGGUGAAAGAGAAAGAACAGGAAAUGAAGCUGCAGAAACAGGGCGAAUCCGAAGAAGAAGACGAGAACCUUCCUAUACAGGAAGUAUCCUUUGACCCUGAGAAAGCCCAGUGCUGUGUAGUGGAGAAUGGCCAGAUCUUAACUCACGGCAGUGGUGGAAAGGGGUAUGGGUUAGCAUCCACUGGAGUCACCUCUGGGUGUUACCAAUGGAAGUUCUAUAUUGUCAAGGAAAAUCGGGGCAACGAAGGAACGUGUGUAGGAGUGUCCCGCUGGCCGGUUCAUGAUUUUAACCAUCGCACUACCUCAGAUAUGUGGCUGUACAGAGCUUAUAGUGGCAACCUCUACCAUAAUGGGGAGCAGACCUUGACACUGACCAGUUUUACCCAAGGCGACUUCAUAACAUGCGUGUUGGAUAUGGAAGCAAGAACCAUUUCCUUUGGUAAAAACGGGGAGGAACCAAAACUGGCUUUUGAAGAUGUGGAUGCUGCCGAAUUAUACCCUUGUGUGAUGUUUUAUAGCAGUAAUCCUGGAGAAAAGGUCAAAAUCUGUGACAUGCAGAUGCGUGGCACCCCGAGGGACUUGCUGCCGGGGGACCCCAUCUGCAGCCCCGUCGCUGCUGUGCUUGCCGAGGCCACGAUUCAGCUUAUCCGCAUCCUCCACCGCACAGACCGCUGGACACACUGCAUCAACAAAAAAAUGAUGGAGCGGCUCCACAAGAUCAAGCCGUGCCUUAAAGAAGCGGGUCAGAAGCUGAAGAAGAGCCGCUCCGUUCAAAGCAGGGAGGAGAACGAGGUGCGAGAAGAGAAAGAGAGCAAGGAAGAGGAGAAAAGCAAGCACGGCAGUCGGCACGGGCUGGCUGAUCUCUCGGAGCUCCAGCUGAAGAUGCUCUGCGUGGAGGUGUGGCCGGUGCUGGCGGUGAUCGGUGGCGUCGACGCCGGGCUCCGCGUGGGAGGCCGCUGCGUUCACAGGCAAACGGGGCGCCAUGCUACCUUGCUCGGAGUGGUCAAAGAAGGCAGCACGUCCGCCAAAGUCCAGUGGGACGAAGCAGAGAUCACGAUCAGCUUCCCAACUUUUUGGUCGCCUAGUGAUACGCCAUUGUAUAAUCUGGAACCUUGUGAACCGCUGCCUUUUGACGUUGCAAGAUUCCGCGGACUGACAGCCACUGUCUUGCUGGACUUAACCUAUCUGACUGGCAUCCAUGAAGACGUGGGAAAGCAAAAUGCCAAGCGGCAUGAGAAGAAACAUAAACACGACUCCGAAGACAAAGGAGACGUUGACCAGAAAACUGAAAGCGAGUCUGCGUCCGACACACGAUCUGUGCCAAGUGCUGAGGAGGUCAAAGGACACGGAGCUACAAGUUCGAAAUCCGAAAAUGAAAUCACUUCCUUCUCUUUAGAUUCCAUUUCCUUAGGCAUGGAGUGCCAGCAUCCAAACACGGAAGGCAAAAAGAAGAACCAUGAGCAUGCCUCAAAGAAUCACGACGUCGUACAAUCAGAAAUCAGAGCGGUGCAAUUAUCUUAUCUUUACCUUGGUGCUAUGAAAUCACUUAGCACUCUCCUUAGUUGUAGUAAAUAUGCUGAGUUGUUGCUGAUCCCCAAAGUCCUAGCAGACAGUGGCCAUAAUUCCGAUUGUGCAAGUUCCCCCAUCGUCCAUGAAGACGUGGAAAUGCGCGCUGCCUUGCAGUUCUUGAUGCGCCAUAUGGUGAAACGGGCGGUCAUGCGCUCGCCCAUCAAGAGGGCGCUCGGACUGGCGGAUUUGGAACGGGCACAAGCGAUGAUCUACAAAUUAGUGGUUCAUGGGCUGUUGGAGGACCAGUGUGGUAGCAAAAUCAAGCAAGAAAUGGAUCAGCAAGGAGAAGAAAACGACCAAGCUCAGCAGGCCCAGACGCCUGUGACGACGAGUCCUUCUGCCUCCAGCACGACAUCUUUCAUGAGCAGCUCUCUGGAGGAUACGACGACCGCCACCACGCCAGUAACCGACACUGAAACCGUGCCUGCCUCGGAGUCACCGGGCGUUUUGCCCCUCAGCCUUCUUAGGCAAAUGUUCUCCAGCUACCCAACGACUACCGUACUUCCAACAAGACGGGCGCAAACGCCUCCGAUAUCCUCUUUGCCAACGUCUCCCUCUGACGAAGUGGGCAGGAGACAGUCCCUCACCUCUCCCGACUCUCAGUCUGCAAGACCUGCCAAUCGCACAGCUUUGUCAGACCCAAGCAGCCGCCUUUCGACUUCCCCUCCUCCACCUGCCAUUGCUGUGCCGUUGUUAGAAAUGGGCUUCUCCCUCCGGCAGAUUGCAAAAGCAAUGGAAGCCACAGCUUCUAACUUUGACAAGACCAAGUGGGUAAAGAAUAAUGGAGAAUGGGAAGAACGCUUCCAAACCAGGAAUAAUAGCCCAGGAACAAAGAGAGGAAAUAGUGCAAGAGGAGAAGCGGACGCUCAGAACAUUACUGUCCUGGCCAUGUGGAUGAUAGAGCAUCCCGGGAACGAGGAAGAUGAAGAGCCUCAAUUGGAAGAAACAGCUGAUUCCCGCCACGGCACUGUAGUCUCUGGGGGCAGCGGGAAGUCGGGUGACCAGUGUUACUUACAAUCUCCUGGAGACAUUCCUUCAGCCGAUGCCACUGAAAUAGAAGAAGGCUUUAGUGAAAGCAAUGAUAAUAUGGAUCAUGCAGAAAACGCAGCGUCUGGAAGUGGACCCACUUCUAGGGGUCGGUCAGCAGUAACCAGGAGACACAAAUUUGAUUUAGCUGCUCGGACGCUGCUGGCACGUGCCGCGGGAUUGUACCGCUCUGUACAGGCCCACAGGAAUCAGAGCCGGAGAGAAGGGAUCUCUUUGCCGCAAGACCCUGGAGCGUUGUAUGACUUUAACUUGGACGAGGAACUGGAGAUCGACCUGGAUGACGAAGCCAUGGAAGCCAUGUUCGGGCAGGAUCUAGCUAGUGAUAAUGACAUUCUGGGAAUGUGGAUCCCAGAGGUAUUGGAUUGGCCUACCUGGCACGUGUGUGAAUCUGAAGACAGGGAAGAAGUAGUAGUAUGUGAGCUGUGCGAAUCCAGUGUUGUCAGCUUCAAUCAACACAUGAAGAGAAAUCACCCUGGCUGUGGGCGUAGUGCAAACCGUCAAGGCUAUCGUAGCAACGGCUCCUAUGUGGAUGGCUGGUUUGGUGGAGAAUGCGGCAGUGGGAAUCCUUACUACCUCUUAUGCGGUAGCUGCCGAGAAAAAUACUUGACCUUGAAGAGCAAAUCUAAGACAUCGGCCUCAGAAAGAUACAAAGGGCAGGCCCCUGAUCUGAUAGGAAAGCAAGACAGCGUCUAUGAAGAAGACUGGGAUAUGUUGGAUGUUGACGAGGACGAAAAGUUGACGGGCGAAGAGGAAUUUGAAAUGUUGUCCGGACCCCUCGGGUUGAACGAUCGCCGCAUUGUGCCUGAGCCCGUUCAGUUUCCGGAUAGUGAUCCGCUGGGGGCCUCUGUUGCCAUGGUCACAGCCACCAACAGUAUGGAGGAAACACUGAUGCAAAUAGGUUGCCAUGGCUCCGUAGAGAAAAGUUCUUCCGGCCGAAUUACCCUGGGGGAGCAGGCUGCCGCUUUGGUAAAUCCCCACGACCGUGUUAUGGCCUUAAGGAGGGUGACAGCAGCCGCUCAAGUCCUCCUGGCGAGAACAAUGGUCAUGAGAGCACUCUCGCUCCUUUCCGUCAGUGGGUCCAGUUGCAGUCUUGCAGCGGGGCUUGAGUCCCUGGGUUUGACUGAUAUCCGGACCUUGGUCCGAUUGAUGUGCCUGGCUGCCGCGGGGAGAGCUGGCCUCUCCACGAGUCCCUGUACGGUGUCUGGUUCUUCUGAAAGAUCUCGAGGUGUACAUAGCAAAAUGAGCAAGCCCAUUUCCUGCUUGGCUUAUCUGAGCACAGCAGUCGGCUGUUUGGCUUCAAAUACUCCAAGUGCUGCAAAACUGCUGGUUCAACUGUGCACCCAGAAUUUGAUUUCAGCAGCAACUGGUGUGAAUUUGACUACAGUGGACGAUCCGGUGCAACGGAAAUUCCUGCCAAGUUUUCUGCGAGGAAUCGCAGAAGAGAACAAGCUUAUAACAUCACCCAACUUUGUUGUUACUCAAGCACUGGUGGCCUUGUUGGCAGACAAGGGAGCCAAGUUGAGGCCAAAUUAUGAUAAAGCAGAAGUUGAAAAGAAAGGUAUGAUUGCCCAUUUGUAUGCCCAUCCUUCCUAUGAUCCUUCUGCUGUAGGCCCCCUGGAGCUGGCUAACGCACUAGCAGCUUCCUGCCUUUCUUCAAGGUUAUCCUCGCAACACAGGCAGUGGGCUGCACAGCAACUUGUGCGGACUCUUGCAGCUCACGAUCGAGAUAACCAGACCAGCCCCCAGACCCUUGCAGAUAUGGGAGGAGAUCUGCGGAAAUGCUCCUUCAUCAAGCUGGAGGCUCACCAGAACAGGGUGAUGACUUGUGUCUGGUGCAACAAAAAAGGGCUUUUGGCAACCAGUGGGAAUGAUGGAACUAUCCGGGUGUGGAACGUUACAAAAAAGCAAUACUCCUUGCAGCAAACAUGUGUGUUCAACAAAUCGGAAAGUGACGCCGAGGAAAACUUGGGGUCACCCAGUGAUCCAAGCUUGUCUCUUGCCUGUUGGAGUGUCAGUGGCAAGUACCUGGCUGGAGCCCUGGAGAAGAUGGUCAACAUCUGGCAAGUCAACGGAGGGAAAGGACUCCUGGAUGUUCAGCCUCAUUGGGUGUCUGCUCUAUCAUGGCCAGAAGAAGGACCAGCUGCAACCUGGACAGGAGACUCUCCGGAAUUACUGCUUGUAGGUCGUAUGGAUGGAUCUCUUGGGCUGAUUGAAGUUUUAGACAUUUCCACCAUGCACAGAGUUGAACUGGAGCACUGCUACAGAAAGGAUGUGUCUGUGACCUGCCUUGCCUGGUUUAGCGAAGACAAACCUUUUGCGAUCGGCUAUUUGGAUGGGAAGCUGCUGAUAGGCACGAAAGAACCGCUUGAGAAAGGAGGGAUUGUUUUAGUUGAUGCUCACAAGGACACCAUUGUCAACAUGAGAUGGGAUCCGACCGGAAAGAUCCUCAUGACCUGUGCCAAGGAAGAGUCGGUGAAGCUGUGGGGGCAUAUGGGGGGCUGCUGGCGGCAUUUGUACUCCCUCUCUCACCAGUCAGUGGUGAACGCCGUUGCCUGGUGCAGCCUCCCAGGGAAAGGCCCAAAGCUGCAGCUCUUGCUGGCUACAGGAUGCCAGAACGGUUUGCUUUGCGUUUGGACUGUUCCUCAAGAUGAACUGGUCUUACUGCAGUCCAGCCUAAGUUGUUCUGAAGGAUGGUGGGACGAGGAAGCCAACGGCAAGGAUGCAUACAGGAAAGUAGCAGAAACCAAGUGCGUUUAUCAGCUGAAAGGGCACAUCACGCCCGUCCGGACGGUGGCCUUCAGUUCCGACGGACUGACCUUGGUGUCAGGUGGACUUGGUGGGCUUAUGAACAUCUGGUCUCUCCGGGACGGCUCCGUUUUACAGAGUGUUGUGAUAGGUUCUGGAGCGAUUCAAACCACUGUAUGGAUCCCUGAGGUUGGAGUAGCUGCUUGUUCUAGUAGAUCAAAGGACGUGCUGGUGGUGAACUGCACAUCAGAAUGGUUUUCUUCCAACCAUGUCCUUGCAACAUGCAGGACUGCUUUGAAACAACAGGGUAUUAUUGGAUUGAACACGGCCCCUUGCAUGAGAGCCUUCCUGGAACGUCUGCCGAUAAUGCUUCAGGAACAGUAUGCUUAUGAAAAGCCUUACGUCGUUUGUGGAGACCAGCUUGUCCACAGCCCGUACAUGCAGUGCUUGGCCUCGCUUGCUGUAGGGCUUCACCUGGAUCAACUCCUGUGCAACCCACCUGUCCCGCCUCAUCACCAGACCUGCCUCCCAGAUCCGUCGACCUGGAAUCCCACGGAGUGGGCCUGGCUGGAAUGUUUCUCGACUACAAUCAAAGCCGCUGAAGCUCUGGCCAAGGGAGCCACCUUCCCAGAAUCCUUUACGGUCCCAGACCUGGAGCCUGUGCCGGAGGACGAACUUGCCCUCCUGAUGGAUAAUGGCAAAUGGAUCAAUGGGAUGGACGAGCAGAUUAUGUCCUGGGCAACGUCACGGCCUGAGGACUGGCACCUUGGUGGGAAAUGCGACGUGUACCUGUGGGGAGCCGGGAGGCACGGGCAGCUGGCAGAGGCUGGGAGAAACGUCAUGGUGCCCGUCUCCGCGACGUCGUUCUCGCAAGCUCAGCAGGUAAUUUGUGGCCAAAACUGUACAUUUGUGAUCCAAGCGAACGGGACGGUGUUGGCGUGCGGAGAAGGGAGUUACGGUCGGUUGGGACAAGGAAACUCAGAUGAUCUCCACGUGCUCACCGUUAUUUCAGCACUGCAAGGUUUCGUUGUAACUCAGCUGGUGACGUCUUGUGGCUCUGAUGGCCACUCCAUGGCUUUGACAGAGAGCGGCGAAGUUUUCAGCUGGGGGGAUGGAGAUUAUGGCAAACUGGGCCACGGAAACAGUGACCGGCAACGCCGGCCGAGGCAGAUAGAGGCUUUGCAAGGAGAAGAAGUGGUGCAGAUGUCUUGCGGCUUCAAACAUUCAGCAGUGGUGACUGCAGAUGGCAAGCUGUUUACGUUUGGGAACGGAGAUUAUGGUCGCUUGGGACUAGGAAACACAUCCAACAAGAAGCUUCCUGAAAGAGUGACGGCUCUGGAGGGCUAUCAGAUUGGAGAGGUUGCUUGUGGGCUAAACCACACCAUAGUUGUGUCGACAGACGGCUCAAUGGUUUGGGCCUUUGGUGAUGGCGACUACGGGAAGUUGGGCCUAGGAAACUCAACCGCAAAAUCCUCACCACAGAAAGUAGAUAUUCUUUGUGGAAUUGGAAUCAAAAAGGUUGCCUGUGGAACCCAGUUUUCAGUUGCAUUGACGAAAGAUGGACAUGUGUACACAUUUGGGCAGGACCGGCUGAUUGGCUUGCCAGAAGGCAGAGCCCGCAACCACAAUCGCCCCCAGCAAGUUCCAGCUUUGUCGGGAGUUUUCAUUGAAGACGUCGCCGUUGGAGCAGAGCACACCCUCGCGCUGUCUUCCUCCGGGGAUGUUCACGCCUGGGGUAGCAACUCCGAAGGUCAGCUUGGACUGGGCCACACCAACCAUGUUCGAGAGCCAACUCUAAUUACUUUCCUGCAAGGCAAGAAUAUCCGACAGAUUUCAGCAGGGCGAUGCCACAGUGCGGCGUGGACGGCUCCACCUGUGCCCCCACGAGCUCCAGGUGUGUCGGUGCCUUUGCAGCUGGGCUUACCGGACGCCAUUCCACCUCAGUACGGAGCGCUGAAGGAAGUGAGCAUCCACACCGUCAGAGCGAGGCUCCGGCUGCUCUACCAUUUUUCUGACCUCAUGUAUUCGUCAUGGAGGCUGCUGAAUCUCAGUCCCAAUAACCAGAACAGCACAUCCCAUUACAAUGCUGGAACGUGGGGGAUUGUCCAAGGACAGCUGAGGCCGCUACUGGCACCAAGAGUCUAUACCCUCCCCAUGGUUCGCUCCAUAGGAAAGACCAUGGUCCAGGGGAAGAACUAUGGGCCACAGAUCACGGUCAAAAGGAUAUCGACCAGAGGUCGGAAAUGCAAGCCUAUUUUUGUUCAAAUUGCAAGACAAGUCGUGAAGCUCAAUGCUUCAGACCUUCGCCUGCCCUCUCGUGCCUGGAAAGUGAAAUUAGUUGGAGAAGGUGCUGAUGAUGCAGGGGGAGUCUUUGAUGACACCAUCACAGAGAUGUGCCAGGAACUUGAAACUGGGGUGGUUGACCUCCUAAUUCCUUCCCCAAACGCAACAGCGGAAGUAGGCUACAACAGAGAUAGGUUCCUCUUCAACCCUUCAGCCUGUUUAGAUGAACAUCUGAUGCAGUUCAAGUUUUUGGGCAUUCUGAUGGGCGUGGCCAUUCGUACGAAGAAGCCUUUAGAUCUUCAUUUGGCUCCCAUGGUCUGGAAGCAACUCUGUUGUAUCCCACUCACUCUGGAAGACUUGGAAGAGGUGGAUCUUCUCUAUGUGCAAACCCUGAACAGCAUUCUUCACAUUGAAGACAGUGGGAUAACAGAAGAGAAUUUCCACGAGAUGAUUCCUCUAGAUUCUUUUGUUGGCCAGAGUGCUGAUGGAAAAAUGGUUCCCAUAAUUCCUGGUGGGAAUAGCAUCCCACUCACCUUUUCAAACCGAAAGGAAUAUGUGGAAAGGGCCAUUGAAUAUAGACUCCAUGAAAUGGACCGUCAGGUGGCUGCAGUGCGAGAAGGGAUGUCAUGGAUUGUCCCCGUGCCCCUGCUGUCCCUUCUGACAGCUAAGCAGUUGGAGCAAAUGGUCUGUGGGAUGCCAGAAAUCUCUGUGGACGUCCUAAAGAAGGUGGUACGGUACAGAGAAGUCGACGAGCAGCACCAGCUAGUGCAGUGGUUCUGGCACACGCUGGAGGAGUUUUCAAACGAGGAGCGAGUCCUUUUCAUGAGAUUCGUGUCGGGAAGAUCUCGCCUGCCGGCCAACACAGCAGAUAUCUCUCAGCGUUUCCAAAUAAUGAAGGUCGAUAGGCCUUUUGACAGCCUGCCUACCUCACAGACUUGUUUCUUUCAACUGAGGCUCCCACCCUACUCCAGUCAGCUAAUCAUGGCCGAGCGUUUGCGCUAUGCAAUCAACAAUUGCAGGUCUAUAGAUAUGGACAAUUACAUGCUGUCCCGAAACGUGGACAACGCCGAGGGCUCCGACACAGACUAUUAACUCUGUGGACAAGAAUCACCUUCCUUUCUCGCAAAUAGUGCCCAUGUCAGAUUUCAAUGUUGACACCAUUUUAUGGUAACAAUAGAUGUUUUAGGAACUGUGGCCACCUUUUUAGUUACUAUAAAUGUAACAAAACUUAGAUGUGUUUAUUUUUUUGUGACUGUAAACAAAAAUACAAAAAAGUGAAAUCAGUAAGGUUCCCCCCCCCUUCCCCCCCUAUAUUUUUGUUCACUUUUGAUAAGUUUGCAUGGAGCCUUUCCGGUGCAUUUUUGUUGGGAAUGGUACAUUUAUAAGCCCUCCCAGUGAACAUGAAGAGUUGUACAUUGUGUAUAAUUGUUCAUUAGAAAGGACAGUUUUACAUGAAUAUUCAUAUAUUUAUUUUUGUUUUAAUUUGAAAUGCCUGUGCAGGGUUCCUUAUGCAGAGAAAAUAAAGCAAAUUCAAGAACUGAA